AUGGAAUUCAAUUCCUCCUCUCCUAGAACCAUCUCUGUAGUCUCCACAUUUACCAACCCCUUUGACAACAGCAACUCCCUUGCUGAUGUCAACGGCCAAACACGAAAGCCCAUAGCUUUAUGGCCUGGAAUGUACCAUUCACCAGUAACCAUUGCUCUGUGGGAAACAAGGUCCAAGACCUUUGAAAGACUUCUUGACCCACCUAAAGAUGCACCUCCGCAGAGUGAAUUGUUAACAAGAACUCCAAAACAGAGCCGUACUAGCAUCUUGUAUAAUUUCUCGACUGAUUAUAUCUUAAGAGAGCAGUAUAGGGAUCCUUGGAAUGAGGUCAGGAUUGGUAAGCUGCUUGAGGAUCUUGAUGCUUUGGCUGGCACCAUCUCUGUCAAGCAUUGUUCUGAUGAUGAUAGCACAACAAGGCCACUACUGCUGGUCACUGCUUCUGUAGAUAAGAUUGUCCUGAAGAAGCCAAUUAGUGUUGACAUCGAUCUUAAAAUGGUUGGUUCUGCCAUAUGGGUUGGGCGCUCAUCAAUUGAUAUUCAACUGGAGGUCAUCCAGUCCACAAAAGAGGGCUCUGACACUUCAGACUCAGUAGCUUUGACAGCCAACUUCAUAUUUGUGGCCCGUGACUCUAAGACUGGGAAAGCUGCUCCAGUGAAUCGGUUGUCACCUGAGACUGAAAAGGAAAAGUUACUUUAUGAAGAAGCUGCAGCAAGGAGCAACCUGAGAAAGAGGAAGACUGUAGAAGAAAAAAAGGAAUUUCAGAAUGGGGAGGUAAAUAGACUUGAAGCAUUGUUGGCUGAGGGACGAAUCUUCUGUGACAUGCCAGCCUUAGCAGACAGAAACAGCAUUCUUCUAAGGGAUACACGGCUUGAAAACUCUCUGAUUUGCCAGCCGCAGCAAAGGAACAUCCAUGGUCGAAUCUUUGGAGGGUUUUUGAUGCAUCGGGCUUUUGAGUUGGCAUUCUCAACUGCUUAUGCCUUUGCUGGAUUGGUUCCUUACUUUCUUGAAGUUGAUCAUGUUGAUUUCUUAAGACCUGUUGAUGUGGGAGACUUCCUGCGCAUCAAAUCUUGUGUUCUUUACACAGAACAUGAAAACUCAGAAAAGCCUUUGAUCAACAUUGAAGUUGUUGCCCAUGUUACCAGGCCUGAGUUGAGGUCCAGUGAGGUAUCAAAUACAUUUCACUUCACUUUCACCGUACGUCCAGAGGCAAAAGCCACCAAUGAUGGAUUUAUGAUCAGGAAAGUGGUUCCUGCAACCGAGGAAGAAGCGCACCGUAUUUUAGAGCGCAUGGAUGCAGAGUCCUUGCAAUCUGGCAAAGACAAACGCAAAUAG
This is a messenger RNA of Dovyalis caffra, 1332 nucleotides long. The record is from the annotation of a GenBank genome assembly. Lineage: Eukaryota; Viridiplantae; Streptophyta; Magnoliopsida; Malpighiales; Salicaceae.